AUGAAAAAAUUAAUUCUUUUCAUCGCUUUCUGGAUUCUUUGCUGCGAUGCGACGCCCUUGCAACCCAAAACUCCUGUAUUUGGAAGCUUUGAGAUCUUCCGAAGCUUACAUCAAGAGCCUCCUCCGCCGGAAAUCCCUCAAGGAGUUACUGCCGAUGCCGUUGGCGAAUACUGGGUUGAGCAGAAACUCGAUCACUUUGAUCGAAAAAACAACAAAACUUGGUUUAUGAGAUAUUUAGCUAAUAACGAGUUAUUCCGUGAAGGUGGUCCGAUUUUUAUCUACGUUGGAGGCGAAUGGGAAAUUAGUCCGCCGUGGAUUCAAGCUGGGCGAUUUUAUGACAUUGCGAAGGAGGUUGGAGCUUUUUUGGUUUACACGGAACAUCGUUAUUAUGGCCAAAGUCGUCCUACUGAAGAUACGUCGGUUAAAAAUCUAAAAUACCUGACUGUGGAUCAAGCUUUGGCUGAUCUUGCGUACUUUAUCGACUUUUUGAAGGCAAAUAUCCCUCAAUUGAGAAAAUCCAAAGUGAUUCUCGCAGGAGGCUCAUAUGCUGGAACGAUGGCUGCUUGGUUCAGAAAGGAAUAUCCCGAAAAAUGUGCCGGCGCAUGGGCUUCAAGUGCUCCCGUAGAAGCCAAGGCCGACUUUUUCGAGUACAAAGAAGUUGUUGGACAAGCCUUCAAGCAAAUUGGCGGUGAAAAAUGUCAUUUAACCUUAAACGAAGCUUUUCUCGGCUUAGAAACUCUUGUUAAAAAGAACGACGUGUCCCGUAUUGAGACCGAUUUUCGUUUAUGUUUCCCCAUGGAUGUCACACAAAAGUUCGAUGUUUACAACUUUUUCAGUGGUUUAUCGAAUAUCAUGGCAGCUGCGGUGCAAAAUGCUCGUCCUGGAACCAUUAAAGGCGUUUGUGAUAUCUUGACGAAUCCAAUGCAUAAAGAUCCCAUUGCGGCACUUGCUUAUUACGUGAGAUCCAUCUACGGAAGCAGCUGUUUGAGUCACUCGAUGGACAAUGACGUCGCUUUUUACAGCGAAUCGGACUGGAAUGCGCAAGCAAAUCAAGCGUAUCGUCAAUGGAUUUACCAAACGUGCAACGAAUUUGGAUGGUAUCAGACCUCAGGAUCGAAAAAACAGCCUUUUGGGUCGAGUUUUCCCUUGGAAGUGUACACGGAGUUGUGUGAACGGAUCUACGGAAAGGAAUUUAACAAGAAAUCUUUACUCGAAAGUGUCAAAGAUGUCAAUAAAAAUUACAAAGGCGUGAAAGCGUCGACCAAAAAUGUCUAUUACACGAACGGCGAACUUGAUCCGUGGAUGCCGAUGGGGAUUUUGAAGGAUCGUUCGAAGCAUGCACCUGCCGAUGUCAUUCCUGAAGCAGCUCACACGAUGGAUUUGUACUCAAUUGCCUUAUCGGACUCACCCGAGAUGAUGAUGGUUAAGUUACGAGUGAGAUUUUUGAUUUUGGAGUGGUUGAAUGGCAAAUCCGGAGAAGAGGAAGUUGAAAUUUUCCAUCAAUAAAGGAAAUUUCCUUCAAUUAACGAUAAUUUUUGUGCCCUUGAACAACUAUUAGACAAAUUAG
Culicoides brevitarsis is the source of this 1567-nucleotide messenger RNA. Its product is annotated as putative serine protease K12H4.7. The transcript has 4 exons. Gene Ontology annotation, biological process: proteolysis. The record is from RefSeq and is a predicted model, not a curated record. Gene Ontology annotation, molecular function: serine-type exopeptidase activity; dipeptidyl-peptidase activity. The coding region runs from base 1 to 1506 and encodes 501 amino acids. Lineage: Eukaryota; Metazoa; Arthropoda; Insecta; Diptera; Ceratopogonidae.